GAAGCUUGUCACUUUAUUACCUCUCCAUCCAUUCACCCAUUUACACAUCAAAUCUCUCCAUCUCUUAUUCUAGUCUGUAAGUCACAGGCUCAUAAGUUUUUUUUAACAUAAGAAAAUGGACAAUUCAAGAAACUCUAUCAAUUGGACUCAUAACUAUUAUUACCAGGGAAAGAAUAUGGAAGAAUUGAGGCAUUCUCUGUUGUUUACAACUUUGGAGCUGGAAUCAACAAGAUUAGCAGCACAAGAAGAGAUUAUUAGAAGAGAGGAACAAGUAACCCAUCUCAAAGAUCUUUUAAACAGAACCAUCAAAGAGAGAGAUGAGGCAGAAGAAAAAUGUCAGAGUCUUCUCAUAGACAAACUCUUGCUCCAACAACAGCAACAAACUGCUAAUUAUGUCACCGGCAUCUCAAGCAUUGAAGAUGAACCAAAAAGAGGAGACUCUAGCACUGGAAUUUCUUCAUCGGAUUGUGAGGAAAGUAUUGUAUCAUCUCCUGUAUUGAUGAUGAUGGAUACCAUUCCGUUGCCCAAUCUACAGUUAACACCAGAAAAGCCAUUGCCAGAGAAAGGCAAGUUUUUACAAGCUGUAAUGAAAGCAGGGCCGUUGCUUCAGACACUACUCUUGGCUGGGCCGCUUCCACAGUGGAGACACCCACCACCACCACUUACUGAGAUACCACUAGUUGGAGUAGCCAUUCCUUCACCCUCACAACCACAGCCACAACCGGAACUAGGCAUUAACAAUCAGAGUUGUGGAACACUCAACAAGAGGAAAAGAAGUUUGAUGUUCUGUGAAGGUUCUGAUUCUUCUAUCAAUUCCCACAAGUACCAAAGGGUUCUACUCAAUUGACUGUUACUCUUUCAUUAUUUGCACUUUAUAUGUAGGAUGGUCUAUAUAUGUGAAGACCUUAUCUCAUAGAAAAUUUAGUAUAAUAUGUUUAGGCAUGAUGAAAUGGAUCAUUGCUAUACGUCUAUUUGGAACCGUGUAUAGCAGAUUGUCUUAGGUAUUGAGGGUUAUAACUCUUCAACUUCAAUUUAGAAAGAGGGUUAAAGAUUUUUCUUUUAGGCUGUUGCUUGAUUGGGUGAGCAUUAUUAGCUUUGGUCUCCAUUUACUUUUAGUUUUAGUCUUUCAUGGUCAACUGUGGAUGGGUAUUGAAAUUUCUGCAGUGUGGCUUUGAAUGUAUUUGUACUACACACAAUACAUAUUAUGAAUGAAAAAGUUUAAUAUGUCAAG
This is a messenger RNA of Papaver somniferum (opium poppy), 1231 nucleotides long. RefSeq lists its product as uncharacterized. NCBI's taxonomy places the organism in Eukaryota, Viridiplantae, Streptophyta, Magnoliopsida, Ranunculales, Papaveraceae. The record is from RefSeq and is a predicted model, not a curated record. The coding region runs from base 116 to 847 and encodes 243 amino acids. The transcript is spliced from 2 exons.